This is a messenger RNA of Quercus lobata, 694 nucleotides long. It is a transcript of the gene C/VIF2, whose product is annotated as cell wall / vacuolar inhibitor of fructosidase 2. The coding region runs from base 57 to 575 and encodes 172 amino acids. Gene Ontology annotation, molecular function: enzyme inhibitor activity. NCBI's taxonomy places the organism in Eukaryota, Viridiplantae, Streptophyta, Magnoliopsida, Fagales, Fagaceae. The transcript has 2 exons. The record is from RefSeq and is a predicted model, not a curated record.
GUACUAUGCAGGAGAGUACAAGACUUCUGUACUAAGAAAUUCUAGCUAGUAGUGCUAUGCCUGCUUGCAAAGAACAAGCAAUACCAGACCCUCUUGUUCCUAGAAUUAAAGAUGAUAAUCUUAUCCAAAAGACUUGCAAUAGCACCAAAUACUAUGACCUUUGUCUAUCGUGUCUCAAAUCUAAUCCCAACAGCCCUAAUGCUGACACAAAGGGAUUGGCAGUCAUCAUGGUUGGGAUUGGAAUGGCUAAUGCCACAGCCACUUCCUCAUACUUGUCCUUUCAGUUGCUUGGCACAACUAAUGACACAAAAAUGGAGAAAGUCCUCAAGGAGUGUGCUGACAAAUAUACCUAUGCUGGUGAUGCACUCCAAGCUUCUGUUCAGAAUUUGGUUGCCGAGUCCUAUGACUAUGCUUACAUGCACAUAACUGCAGCUGCAGAUUAUCCAAAUGCUUGCCACAAUGCCUUCAAAAGGUAUCCGGGAUUGGCUUAUCCAUUGGAGCUUGCACGUAGAGAGGAUGGUUUGAAGCAUAUAUGUUAUGUAGUUUUGGGAAUUAUUGAUCUUCUUGGGUGGUGAUUGCCUUAACCAUGUACUGCUUACUCUUUCCCUUGUAAUCUUUGUGUUAUGUACUUUUUUUCUUCCCCUUGCAUUUGUCAAUUGUUUCCCCUUUACAAUCUAUUGUCUAAUUGCCUUUA